This is a messenger RNA of Drosophila hydei, 376 nucleotides long. Its product is annotated as vegetative cell wall protein gp1-like. Lineage: Eukaryota; Metazoa; Arthropoda; Insecta; Diptera; Drosophilidae. The record is from RefSeq and is a predicted model, not a curated record. The transcript has 2 exons. Bases 41 to 376 code for a protein of 111 amino acids.
ACUGCGUCUGCCGAUCGUAGCUCAAACAACAAGCCACACUAUGAAAUUCGUGAUCAUCGCCGUCGCCUUCCUGGCUUGUGCUCUUGCCGAUGUCUCGGAGCUGGCCCAGCCCGGCUAUGACUACCCGCAGCCGGCACCGCUGGCGCCUGAGCCAGCACCCGUUGAGUCCUACAUUCCGCCCGCACCACCUGCACCCGAGUACAUUCCGCCUGCACCACCUGCACCCGAGUACAUUCCACCCGCACCAGCAGCACCCCAGCCGGAGUACAUCCCACCAGCUGUCGCCGAGCCCGUGCUCGAGGAGAUCGAGCAGCCCGCUCAGGAUGGCUAUCGCUACAAGACUGUGCGUCGCCGGGUCUUCCGUCAUCGCAACUAA